This is a messenger RNA of Neogale vison (American mink), 2483 nucleotides long. RefSeq names its product lipase G, endothelial type (gene LIPG). The transcript is spliced from 10 exons. The record is from RefSeq and is a predicted model, not a curated record. Gene Ontology annotation, molecular function: protein binding; lipoprotein lipase activity. NCBI's taxonomy places the organism in Eukaryota, Metazoa, Chordata, Mammalia, Carnivora, Mustelidae. Gene Ontology annotation, biological process: lipid metabolic process. Bases 287 to 1801 code for a protein of 504 amino acids.
CGCCGGGAGUUCGGGGAGUGACAGCGGCAAGUCCUGGCUUCCCGGGCAGGCGGCACGGGUGGGGGCAGAUCCAGUUCAAGCCCCUUCACUCUCCCCGCCACUCCCCGAGGCUCAGAGAAGCCAAAUUCUCACUCCCACCUUCACCUGCCUUCAGAGGGCCAAGGCCACCGCUCUCUGGCCAAGAGAGGGCUGCCCCCGUGGGGUCUUACCCGCGCGGACUGCUAGAAACCCCGAGAGGUGUUGUCUGCUUCAGUCCUGUUUGGCGAAGGGGGUGUGGCGGGGAAGGAUGCGGAGCUCCGUUCCCCUCCUCUGCCUCUGGAGCGUCUAUUGUUGCUUUGCCGCGGGAAGCCCCACACCCCCUGGUCCGGAGGGACGGCUGCAAGAUGAGGGCCUCAAAUCCAGCCAUAUACAGGUUUCUGCCAAACCUCCUGUAAGAUUCAACCUCCGCACGUCUGGGGACUCAGACCAUGAAGGAUGCUACCUGUCACUCGGCCACAACCAGCCCUUGGAAGACUGUGGCUUCAACAUGACCGCCAAAACCUUCUUCAUCAUUCAUGGAUGGACGAUGAGUGGCAUGUUUGAAAAUUGGCUAUACAAGCUGGUGUCAGCCCUGCAGACUAGAGAGAAAGAAGCCAAUGUCGUCGUGGUUGACUGGCUUCCCCUGGCCCACCAGCUUUACACAGACGCAGUCAAUAACACCAGGGUGGUGGGACACAGUGUUGCAAGGAUGCUUGAUUGGCUGCAGGAGAAGGAUGAUUUUUCUCUUGGCAAUGUCCACUUGAUUGGCUAUAGCCUCGGCGCUCACGUGGCUGGGUAUGCUGGCAACUUCGUGAAAGGCACGGUGGGCAGAAUCACAGGUUUGGAUCCCGCUGGGCCCUUGUUUGAAGGGGUGGACAUCCACAAGAGGCUGUCCCCUGAUGAUGCGGACUUCGUGGACGUCCUCCACACCUACACACGUUCCUUCGGCUUGAGCAUCGGGAUUCAGAUGCCUGUGGGCCACAUUGACAUCUACCCCAAUGGGGGUGACUUCCAGCCGGGCUGUGGGCUCAAUGACGUCUUGGGGUCAAUCGCAUAUGGAACAAUCACGGAGGUGGUGAAAUGCGAGCACGAGCGGGCCGUACACCUCUUUGUCGACUCCCUGGUGAAUCAGGACAAGCCGAGUUUUGCGUUCCAGUGCACGGACUCAAACCGCUUCAAGAAGGGGAUCUGUCUCAGUUGCCGGAAGAACCGGUGUAACAGCAUCGGCUACAAUGCGAAGAAGACGAGAAGCAAGAGGAACAGCAAAAUGUAUCUCAAAACCCGGGCAGGCAUGCCCUUCAGAGUUUACCAUUAUCAGAUGAAAAUCCACAUCUUCAGCUACAAGACAAUGGGAGAAAUCGAACCCAACUUUUACGUCACCCUUUAUGGCACAAGCACAGACUCCCAGCUUCUGCCUUUGGAAAUAGUGGAGCAGAUUGGGCUGAAUGCCACCAACACCUUCCUGGUCUACACCGAGGAGGACCUGGGAGACCUCUUGAAGAUCAAACUCACCUGGGAGGGGACAGCUCAGUCCUGGUACAACUUGUGGAAGGAGCUCCGCAGCUACCUGUCUCACUCCCGCAGCUCCGAGCGGGAGCUGAAUAUCCGGCGCAUCCGGGUCAAGUCUGGGGAGACUCAGCGGAGAUUAACUUUUUGUGUGCAAGACUUUGAGAACACCAGCAUCUCUCCCGGCCGAGAGCUCUGGUUCCACAAGUGUCGAGAUGGCUGGAGAAUGAAAAAUGAAACCAGGGCUCCCUACAGCCUCGCUACGGAUCUUCUCUGAGGGGCCCGCCAGGCCCGCCCACCCCCACCUUCCAGGGACACGGAGGAAAGUUACGGCUGAGGACGCCCCGAUGGAAGGAUCCCUCUUGCGUCCUUCCGGGUCCUCAAGGACCCGGAAGAGUCUCUUGGCUGGGCCCACGACCUUACCUCCUAUGACGGUUGGGACUUCUCACCAGAGGGGACCAGGCACUGCUGUUCCUGCUGUUCCUGCUGCUCUAGAAUAGCUCUAACUCCAGACCCGUGUGCAAAGGGUCAAAGGCCGGGGGCCUCUCGUGCACACCGGGCUGGUUUCUAAGGGACUAGAUGAGUCCGUGCUUUCCCUGAUACAGAACACUUGUGGAAGCACGUGGAAGGCUGUCAGCUGCCAGACCUGACCUGAGAGGUGGGGAGCGGUCGUUGUGCUGGGAGCUGACUCGUGUCUGGAUGGCAGACCUGCGACUUAUUCAUCCAGAGAGGGGGGUGAAGAUCUGGGGUGGUGGUGAGGCCCUCACUGUUGGGGUUCCGUGGGCUGCACCGAUCACUACUGGUUACAUUUCAGCCAUUCCGUCCUGCUCUCCAGCUCAUUCUCUGAAGCACACAUCAUUGGCUUUCUCGGUUUUCUGUUGAUUAUUUUUUGAUUGGACAAAUGUUUGUUAAGCACUUAACCCUCAUUAGCACAUGGCAGGAGACACAUUCAUAAACCU